AUGGUAGCCAUCAAAACCAUUCAAACCUCUUUCACUGCAACCAAACAUGGAAUUUUCCACACAAAAAGACCCCUCAACACAAAGAUUUCUUUCCUGUGCCUCAGCAAGCCCAACGAUGACUCAAAUUCAGAGGCUUCUUCGCCCAAAGGAGAUACCCGCAAGCAAGAGCUGCUUGCCAGAAUAGCAAUGCUUCAGGCUCAGAAAGUCCGUCUCACCGACUACUUGGAUGAAAGGUCAGCUUAUCUCUCACAGUUUGGCGAAGAAGCCAAUGCGGAGUUUGACAAGAUUGGAGAAGAUGCCCUCAAAGGACUGGAUGAAGCUAGUGCCAGGAUAAUGGAGAAUAUAGAGAGCCGCAUGCAGGCCUUUGAGGAAUCCUCAGAAUUGAACAGACUAGAGAUUGAGAAGAAUGAAAACGAGGUAGCAGAGUUUGAAGGCCAAAUGGAGAAAGACCGGAAUGAAGGGCUGUUCUUCAAGAACCUGAGGCAAAGGACACCUGCAGAAAAAUCAGAAGCAAAAGAGGAAAUGGAGAAGAUAAAAGAGGUUACUAAAGAGAACGCCGGAUCAAAAACCAGGAGGAAUAUUUACCUUGCAUUAAUAAGCCUGAUAGUCAUUAGCAUUGCAGAUUCUUUCCUGUCCUCUUCUUCUGAUUGGCGAAAGGUCGCUGUUCUUGGAGCAAUUCUAGUGGCUUUGCUCUCUCAGUUCAUCUACGAGCAGAGGAUUUUAUCAGAAACAGAAGAUAAGUAGAAGGGAAAGACCGAUGAAGAAAAGAAGUGAAUAUCCUUGGCUAUGCGCUGAUAGAAUUUCUAAUAUAAGACUUUUAGCCAUAAUUGUAUUGAUUGAAUGUGGCAUGAUACAAUAACCCCAAGCUGAUACUAACGACUUGGGUCUGAUACAUCAAGCUACUUCACUUUGGCAUCAUCAACAUCUGAACUUGGUGAUAUAACUACAACCACCAAGACCUGGGCAACCAAGUUACCCUAUCUGAUGCUUUAUGAACAUUUCUCCUUGGCUACGCGCUGAUAGAAUUUCUAAUAUAAGACUUUUAGCCAUAA
Messenger RNA from Juglans microcarpa x Juglans regia, 1052 nucleotides. RefSeq lists its product as uncharacterized. Gene Ontology annotation, cellular component: chloroplast. The transcript is spliced from 2 exons. The record is from RefSeq and is a predicted model, not a curated record. Lineage: Eukaryota; Viridiplantae; Streptophyta; Magnoliopsida; Fagales; Juglandaceae. The coding region runs from base 1 to 744 and encodes 247 amino acids.